UUCUGUCAACACAGGUAAAGGGCCUACCUACAGCACUUAAGUGACAGCCUUUCUGUUUCAGAGAAAAGCGAGGCCCAUAUAUGUAAACCUGGCAGUGAAAGAGAAAACAGAUCAUUCUCUUAAGCAAUCAGUGAUUUGGAAGCAGGUGGUCAACUCAGCUUCAGACUGCAAGUUUUCAAAACCAUUUUUUAGACAGCAAGCAAAACAGCUGGGUGAACAGCAUCCUGGAACCCUCCUUCAAGUGUGCAGAUCCUUUGAGUCUCUAGGAACUCCAGGUCUCGCCAUGGUGGAGUCUGAGCGCACCUCAGCCCGUGGCUGCUGCACUACCUUCACCAAUUUCUUGUGCACCAGAAAGGGAACUCUCCUAUUUGCUGAGACUAUAUUGUGCCUGGUGAUUCUAAUCUGGUUCAGCAUCUCAACACCAGGAUACUCCACUCUGUCAGUGGUUGAGAUGAUCCUUGCUGAGAUCUUCUUUGUCAUCUACAUGUGUGACCUACCCACCAAGAUACAAUCCAUCAACUGGCCUUGGAUUGAUUUCUUCCGGUCCCUCAUUGCCGUCACCCUCUACCUAAUCACCUCCAUUGUUGUCCUUGUCAACAGAGGAAAUCGCUCCAUAAUCAUUGCAGGGGCACUGGGCCUUGCUGCUGCAUGCCUCUUUGGCUAUGAUGCCUACAUCACCUACCCCUUGAGGUAAUAAAGAUAUACAGCAGUCCUGACUGA
Molecule: messenger RNA, 720 nt
Organism: Mustela lutreola (European mink)
Lineage: Eukaryota; Metazoa; Chordata; Mammalia; Carnivora; Mustelidae
Product: proteolipid protein 2-like
Exons: 2
Coding region: 284-694 (136 amino acids)
Cellular component (GO): membrane
Source: RefSeq, a predicted model, not a curated record